Molecule: messenger RNA, 426 nt
Organism: Penicillium brevicompactum
Lineage: Eukaryota; Fungi; Ascomycota; Eurotiomycetes; Eurotiales; Aspergillaceae
Exons: 1
Coding region: 1-426 (141 amino acids)
Biological process (GO): endoplasmic reticulum unfolded protein response
Cellular component (GO): Hrd1p ubiquitin ligase ERAD-L complex; endoplasmic reticulum membrane
Molecular function (GO): misfolded protein binding; ubiquitin-specific protease binding
Source: RefSeq, a predicted model, not a curated record
AUGGCCUUCAUCUACACUUAUUCUCAAAACAACCGCGGGCAGAAGACUCAUUUCAUGUUCAUCGACAUCCCCGUCGUUGCUCUACCUUAUGCGAUGCUUCUGAUCACCAUGGUAGUUCGCGGUUGGCAAUCUGCCCUGACAGAAGCCAUGGGUAUCCCCGCGGCUCAUCUCUACAACUUCCUUACAUAUCUCUAUCCGGUCUACGGUGGCGGCAGAAACUUCAUCACCGUCCCGAAUUUUGUUCAGAAAUACUUCAAGCGCGAGGAAGACCGAAACAGAUCGUAUGGAUGGGCUAACAACCCCUCUCGUUCGUCUGCAAAUGCCCCCGAGGGUACUUCGUCAGGGUCUUCUUCUGGAUCAUCCUGGGGGUGGGCCUCUUCUGACAACUGGAAGGGAAGAGGUGCUGGUCGGAAACUCGGUGGUUAG